AUGUUAAACAUGUUCUCAGAAAAAGGUACGGCACCCGUUGAUCCUGAGAUCACAGAUCUAGCACAUAUUCCGGAAGAUGAUCAGUCAUCCGAAAUACCCUCUACCUUUGCUGUAAAAAGUAAAGUGCAUGGCUGUCUUCAAGUUCUCGGUGCUUUCUUUAUAUUCUUCAAUGUCUGGGGUCUAAACCUUGCAUUCGGAACAUUCCAAAGCUUCUAUGCGCUCAGCUACAUCCCAACAUCAACAUCAUCUGAUAUCGCCUGGAUUGGAACAGUCCAAUCCUGGCUCUUAAUCGUCGGCGGUCUACUAUCCGGCCCACUCUUCGAUCUCGGUUACAAUCAGUCCAUGAUUAUCAUUGGAAGUAUUUUAGGUGUAAUGGGUAUGAUGAUGCUCAGUCUUGCACACGAGUACUACGCCAUGUUCCUAAGUCAGGGAGUCUGCGUGGGCCUCGGAUUCGGAUUGCUUUAUGUUCCCGCUAUGGCAUUGGUCAGCCGUUCUUUUACAACAAGAAGAGCUGUUGCGUUAGGUGUUUCGAGUAGUGGUGCUCCUGUCGGGGGUAUUGUCUACACUAUCAUGUUCAACCAACUUAUAUCGAAAGUUGGAUUUCCCUGGACUGUUCGUCUUAUCGCAUUCCUGAUGCUGGCGCUCUUUAUCGCGGCUGCUCUUAUGCUUUUGGUACCGGACAGACAUUCAGUGAAGGUUAAGCCCACCCAGCGCAGAAGCUUGAUUGAUUUGCGCGCUUUCAAAGAUUUGCCUUUUUGGAGCUUCGCUAUUGGAAAUUUUUUCCUUUACCUUGGUUAUAUCACGCCUUUCUAUUAUAUUCCAACUUACGCGGAGACAAAACUGGGCACCUCGCGCUCAAUGGCAUCUAAUGUCUUGAUGAUUUCCCAGGCUUCUUCGGUUAUUGGCCGUGUUGUCUUAACUUUGUUCGCUCAUUACUUUGGGUCGAUGAUUGCUUGGAUCGUUUGCGGUGUACUCUCUGGCGUUUUGUGUAUUUGUUGGAUCAGUGCAGACACACUUGUACGGUUUAUUCUUUUUGCGGCCUUCUAUGGUUGUAUCUCCGGGGCUUUGAUUCCUCUUCCACCGAGCGUGUUCACACACGUCUGCCCUGACCCCAAGAGUCUUGGAACUUGGCUUGGAAUGGCGCAGAGCUUGAGUAGUUUUGCGUCUCUUCUAGGGCCACCAAUAGCAGGUGCACUCGCUUCAAUUGGCUCCGAUGGGAGUGAGGAUUUGAACUACCUAGGCCCACUAGUCCCCUUCACCCCGGCUCUACUACCAACGAGCCAACAAAUCCAAGGGCGAACAAUUCUCCUCGAGAAACUCGCUCCAAAGCACGCCGAUGACCUCUUCGCUCUAACUGGCGGACUUGAACCACCUAGAGAAGCGCUCUGGGACUACAUGUUUGACGGGCCAUACUCAAACACUGAAACCUUCAAAGCCAGCAUCGCAUCGAAAUCCACUUCAACAGAUCCUUACUUCUACGCAAUCAUCGACAAGCGCAACUCUCUCCCCACUUUUGGGAAGGCAAUUGGCUAUCUCUCUCUGAUGCGUAUGACUCCCGACCACCUGGGCAUCGAAAUCGGGAAUGUGAUGUACUCGGCAGCGCUCCAGCGCACGACUGCCGCGACAGAGGCGAUCUAUCUCCUCGCUCAACAUUCUUUCCAUAAUCUUGGGUAUAGGAGAUUGGAGUGGAAAUGCCAUUCGCUGAAUGAGCCCUCAAGGCGGGCGGCUUUGCGCUUGGGAUUCUCAUUUGAGGGUGUCUUUCGACAGCAUAUGAUUGUCAAGGGAAGGAAUAGGGAUACGGCUUGGUAUUCUAUUUUGAGAGAUGAGUGGGAUGCUUCACUGAAGACUGCUAUGGAGAAAUGGCUGGAUGUUGGGAAUUUUGGGGAGGAUGGUGGUCAGAUUAAGUCACUGCAGGAUUUGCGAGCCGAGUUGGCCUGA
Molecule: messenger RNA, 1938 nt
Organism: Penicillium concentricum
Lineage: Eukaryota; Fungi; Ascomycota; Eurotiomycetes; Eurotiales; Aspergillaceae
Product: Major facilitator superfamily domain general substrate transporter
Exons: 4
Coding region: 1-1938 (645 amino acids)
Biological process (GO): transmembrane transport
Cellular component (GO): fungal-type vacuole membrane
Molecular function (GO): acyltransferase activity, transferring groups other than amino-acyl groups; transmembrane transporter activity
Source: RefSeq, a predicted model, not a curated record